Nasonia vitripennis (jewel wasp) is the source of this 6454-nucleotide messenger RNA. It is a transcript of the gene osa, whose product is annotated as trithorax group protein osa. NCBI's taxonomy places the organism in Eukaryota, Metazoa, Arthropoda, Insecta, Hymenoptera, Pteromalidae. The transcript is spliced from 19 exons. Gene Ontology annotation, biological process: positive regulation of DNA-templated transcription; chromatin remodeling; regulation of transcription by RNA polymerase II. The coding region runs from base 321 to 6386 and encodes 2021 amino acids. Gene Ontology annotation, molecular function: nucleosome binding; DNA binding. Gene Ontology annotation, cellular component: SWI/SNF complex; nucleoplasm; brahma complex. The record is from RefSeq and is a predicted model, not a curated record.
GUCUUCUCUGCAGCCCAGUCUCCCUGCAUGCAGGGCGCAGACGGCAGGCUGCAGACUGCAACUACGGCUACUUAAACGGAAAGCAAUCCAACAUGGCUACAACAUAAGCUAAAAGAUAACAAUAAUGUUAUAAUGUUAUUAAAUUAAACGAAUUUUUUUUAAUGCAUUUCAAUAUCAAAGCAUUUUGAAGCAUACUAUUCUAGUAUUAGUAUUAAGUAAAAGUGAAUUUUAAAUCGAUUUUUAUUGUUUUGAUUAAUUUAUUGAUAUUGUGCUUAUUCCUUUUUCCUUUAAAAAAUGCAAUUCUUUAUUUGAAAGUCGAUAUGAGUCAAUAUCGCCCGGAAGACGUUAGUCACUCAGCCAGUGAAGUAAAAUCACCUCGUGAUCUUCAUCAGAAUUCUAUGCAAGAAUCUACAAUUAAAACUGAAUCUCACGACAUAUCACACACAUCUCAUGCAUUUACAUCUGUCCAAAUCCGAUCAGAAUAUACUGAUGAAUAUGUCAAUAAAUCUGUAUCCAAUGAAUAUAGUAUUAGUAAGCAAACUGGAACUGAAUAUCCUACCAAAUCAACAUCUGAUUUUUCAACUACUAAACAAUUAGAGACAUAUAGCAAGCAGUUGCAUAAUGAACCUGAAAAAUCUCAUCAAAACGAUGUUGACGAAAGCUAUACUGCUUCUAAAAUGGAAACACGACAUAGCCAUACUACUGGCCCAGUCCCUUUUUCCAAUCAAACACGAUUUUUAUCUGGCCAAAACUUAUCCCAAACAACUGGACCAACACCAACUUUAAAUCAGUUACUACAAGCAUCUAGCCCAGUUCAUCGAUUUCAUACAAGUUAUCCUUCUAUUGGACAUGAAACUUAUCAACAACCAUGGCCCAUUCAAAGACCAUCUGUUGUGCCACCAGUUUAUCCUCAGCCAAGUCAAAGACCACCACCAACGGGUUCACCGCGCUUGCAUCACGGCACAGCAGGUCCUAGUUCUCCAACGCCAAUGCCCUAUCAAUCGUAUAGUCAACGUUUUGCUUCACCUACUAGAUCUCAUUCACCAUACAGUCAUCAUCAGUUAAACUCAUAUGGUUUAUCAUCAACUCAUUCUCCCAACUUGUACUCGGAACAAAGAGGUUGGAGUCAAACAACUUCAACGAAUCCAUCUGUAACUCAGUCUACGAAUCAAACAAAUUCUUCGAGUCAAUCUCCUCAGCGAGCCUUGUCACAGUCACCUGCACCGCCGCCUUGUGCGUCUCCGCAACCACAAGCUUCCAACCAAACUCAGAAUUUUCAUACGAUGCAACAGAGGUCAACUACCCCAAAUGCUCAAGUAAUUGAUUCAGGGGAAAUAUCUAACCAAAAUAGCAAUGAUAGUUCGAAUGGGCCAGCUGGUCCUACUACUCCUACUUCUCAAGGCAUGAGACCAACUCCUUCCCCUACAGGCUCUACAGGUUCGCGAUCUAUGUCCCCAGCUGUUGUACAACAGACCGUACAAAUGCCACCAAGACCAUCAAGUAGUCAAUCAGACGGAGGAGCACCUUCAAGAAUGAGUCUUUCGCCUCUAGCUACUCAAGGGAGCAAAAAUGUGAUUAAAAGCACGCGAGCGUGCAUAACAGUACAUAUUUCGCACGCUGCAUCGAAAUCUACUUACGGUCCGUCACCUCACAUGCAUAAUUAUAAGCCGAGUAGCAGUGGUCAAAAUGCUGUUUCAUCAGGCUCUGGUUCGAGUCUAAAUAGUGUAAGCUCAAUAACGAGCUAUGUAAAUUCCGGUUCAAAUCAGACGAUUGGAUAUUCAAGUCAAGGGAAUUAUACGUCAAUACGUCCUUAUUUACAAUUUGCACAAAAUUAUCCACAAGGAAACAAUACGCAAACUUCAGCUAAUGGCCAAUAUCAAACAGUCAGACCUAAUAACGCAGCCCAGUACUCAUCAUAUUCCCAUAAAAUAGGCUUAAACAAUAUACCAUGCGGAAUGUCGCCUAGCUCCAACUCAACUCAAUCGUACGUCACUGGACUUUCUACGAGUAUGAUAUCGUCUGGUACAUCAACGGUAACUGGAAUCAGUAGUAUGGGUCCACCUAUGGGAUCUAUGGGUCCUCCAGCGCCAUCACCAAGCCAUUUAAAUAAUCAGCAUAUAGCUACAGGAAUAAAUUCAACGGUGCAUAUAAAUACAUCUACACAAUCUCUUAGUGUUGAUGGCAGCCCGAUGCCGCCGCCUAGUACAACUCCGAACUCUCAUACAGUUGUUAUUUCUGCGUUAAAUAAUCAUAACACUAUAGAUUCAACAGCACACGGUGAACCAUCAUCUGAAUCCGGAAUACUAUCUCAUGUGCCCAUCUCAACAGCCAUUAUAACAACAUCAUCAAAUUCUACUGUAACUUCUAUUAUCACUACAGGUCCGGAUGGAUCAUCGUUAGAUGAAGGCUCUCAGCAAUCUACACUUUCUAAUGCAUCAGCUGCUUCUGGCGAGGACCCAGUAUUCACACCAAAGGUUAGAAAAGAUUUGAUGGUUUACCACAGUCAUCCUGCUACACCUCAAAGUACUGUUCCUUCACCUGGUGCAGCAAGUAUUAAUUCUGUUCAUGAAGAUUAUCCUGAUACAAACAGUCCUAGUUGGCCGCGUACACCUGCCAGUCCAGUAUACAACAGUCACGUGUCACAGGAUCCAUACAGGUCUAAGAAGUCGGAUAGUUUAUCAAAACUAUAUGAGAUGGAUGAUUCAAUGGAACGCCGAUCUUGGCUGGACAAACUUGUAGGAUUCAUGGAGGAACGUAGAACGCCGAUAACCAGCUGUCCCACCAUCUCCAAGAACCCCCUCGAUUUGUUUCGACUAUACCUCUACGUCAAGGAAAGGGGGGGCUUCAUGGAGGUAUGCAAGGUAACCAAAAAUAAAACUUGGAAGGAUAUAGCUGGCCUUUUGGGUAUUGGAGCUAGUAGUAGCGCAGCUUAUACUUUACGAAAGCAUUAUACUAAGCACCUAUUAGCUUACGAAUGUCAUUUUGAUCGUGGUGGAGUAGACCCUCAACCAAUAAUAAACCAAGUUGAAGCUGGAACCAAAAAAAAAGGAGCCAAAGGUACUUCAUCAGUACCUUCUCCAGGUUCUUCAAACUCGCAAGAUUCUUUUCCAGCUGGAGGAUCAAAUAAUCCUGCAAUUGAUAAUUACGGAAAUUAUUCAAAUAAUUAUUCAGGAACUGUAAAUGCAGGAACAAGUGGAGAUUACAAUCCUUCUCCACCAAGACCCCCAAGUCAAAGCAGUACAACCUCGCAUUCAAGUAGCUAUCAAAAUCCAACAUCGUUUCAAAAUUAUUCGCAAGAUCAAUAUAUUCGCCCACAAGGUAGUGCCUUAAAUCAACAAAGUGAGUUUAAUCAACCCUAUUCUACUCGAGCACACUACCCACCUUACGUUUCUGAUAUAGAAAGGGGUUACAGUAAUAAUAAUAUAGGUCAAGGAAACUCUGGAAAUCAAGAUAUUUAUAAUAGGUACAGUGCAAAUCAACCAGUUGGAACUUAUUCUAGUGGGUCAGCAUCAGGAAUAAGAUGUACCUAUUCCACAGCAUCACAAGGCCAUUCAACUAAUUCACAACAGCAAACAGUUUCAUCUCAACAAACAACUUCAUUAACACAAUCAACUUCUGGAAAUACAUAUUCAAGUUCUCAAGACUACUACAGACAAGAUCAGACUACUUAUGGGCCACCAAUUGGAAGUCAAAUUUAUCCUAAUCCUAAUACAAUUAAUAAAACUAUGCCACCACCUCCAUCGGGACCUCAACAACCACGAAGACAUCCAGAUUUUAUUAAAGAGCAACAAUAUUCUUCGUAUAAUCAGCAAAGGCCGGGAUAUACAGGUUGGCAAAGUGGAAAUAAUCAAUAUAGUGGAAAUACAGCCAGAAUCCAAUAUACCACUCAGUCACAGUCAGCAUCUCAACCGCAACAUCAACAACCAUUGCAAUCUACUCCAAGUGUUGUUACUUCGGUAUCUUCAACAAUCAGUGGCAACAAUAGUCAACAAUGGAAUAAUCAGCAGAGUAACAGAUCCAAUACGCAAAGCAAUAUGAACUCUUUACUGCACGCUCAAUCUUCUUGGGAACAUCGGUACAAUCAAAAUGCAUCUUUAUACACAACGCCAGGAUCUCACCAGACACAACUUGGAAUUAGUCCUGUAAUAAGUCAACAAUCAAUGGCGAAACGAGAAAUGGCAUUUCCAACGGAUAGUAUUGAAGCAAUCACGCCAUUGUUAUACAAAAGAAGGAAACUAACUCGUUCGGAGGUCGCUCCAGUUGAAGCUUGGAGAAUAAUGAUGGCUCUAAGAUCUGGUUUAUUAGCUGAAAGUUGCUGGGCUUUAGAUGUUUUAAAUAUUCUUCUAUUUGAUGAUUCAUCUGUCCAUUAUUUUGGAUUGACUCAUUUACCAGGUUUAUUAGACGUUUUACUAGAGCAUUUCUCUCGUGCACUUUCAGAUAUGUUCGAUUUUUCUUUAAUUGAUGAAGGUCGUUGUUUGUAUGAGCAUCCAAUUCACGAUGCCGAAAUCGAUUUAGGUGCAGUAACAAAACCAGUCGAUCCAGAAGAUCGCAUAAAAAUUUUGUCCUCUUCGAAUUACACAUUUUUAUCAAGACGUGGUAAACCUGUUAAAAUCGUACCCAGAGAUGACGACAUAUUCGUUUUAGAUAGCCGUCGAACUUGGGAUUUCCAAGAAAGUGAGUCAGAAGUCGAACCAUGGCAAGUCGAUAGCAGUUCAAUUAAUUACAUUGUUACAUGCUUUAAAUCUGAAGUUAGCAGUGUUUCAUUUACAAGCCAAUUAAAAACUUCAAAAGCAGUCCAAAAAGAAUCAGAUAAAAUAAGUUCUAAUAGUAGUGAAAUUUGCUUUAAUUAUAAAGAAACAAAAAAUACAAUAGAAAAUAUUAUUACUGACCCCGAAGCUAUAACCGAAAAAAUAGACUUAAAUAAUGAAUUCAAGCAGCAAGAGAAAAAGAAAAAGUCCAAAACUUUAAGCGACGUACUUUCUAGGAUAAAAAAAGAACCUCUUGAAAUGAAUGAUCUAACCAGAGAAUUAUCAGAGAAAAAAGCUGAUGGUCCUAAAAAAGAUACUGAUAGCGAUGGAAAAAAUAACCAUAAUUUUAUUGAUGACACUAAGCCAGAAUUAAUAAGUAACGAUGAUGCUACACCAUUCAAAGAAAAUAAUUCAAAUAUAACGAUAUCAAAAUUUAUUAGCGAUAAUACGCGGACUAAAGAAAUACUUAAAACGCACUAUGAAUCCGAAAAAAACAAAGAAAUUUUCUUCGAUAAUAAUGAAGCAGAGAGUAUAAAAUUAUGUUCAAUUCAAGAACAUCACAGUUCAAAACUGAAAAUUCGUGAUCCAGCUGGAACACUUAAACGACGAAGGAUAAGCGACUAUGAAGAUGAAAGUUAUUCAAGAGAUGAAGCCAGUUUAUAUCUUGUGACUGAAACACAGGAUAAUUUAGCACGCCGAUGUGUAUGUCUCUCAACUAUUUUAAGAAAUUUAACAUUCAUUCCUGGAAAUGAAUUAGAAUUCGCCAAAAAUGUAACUUUCUUAAGUUUACUAGGAAAAUUGUUGCUACUGCAUCACGACCAUCCCACACGGGCUCAGAAAACUCGUAAUUACGACCGUGAAGAAGAUGCUGAUUUUACUGAUUGCUGUAGCAGUUUGCAAAGUGAAAGUGAAUGGUGGUGGGAUUUUUUAUAUCAUAUCCGAGAGAACGUUUUAGUAAUGUCAGCUAAUAUCGCUGGAUACGUGGAUUUGAGUCAAUAUCCAGAAGAAAUUUCAAGACCAGUUUUAGAUGGUCUACUCCAUUGGGCAAUUUGUCCUGCAGCUCAUGGACAAGAUCCCUUUCCUACAGUUAGCUUGAAUUCAUCUUUAUCACCUCAGAGAUUGGCUCUCGAAGCACUUUGUAAACUUUGCGUUACAGAGAGUAAUGUAGAUCUGGUAGUUGCAACUCCACCAUAUUCGCGACUUCAAAAAUUAUGUUCUGUACUAUCCCGACUACUUUGCAGAAGUGAAGAACAGGUUUUGAGAGAAUUCGGUGUCAAUCUAUUACAUUUUCUUUCAGCAGCAGAUAGUGGUGUAGCUCGCACAAUAGCAUUGCAAACACCUUGCGUAGCAUUGUUAGUUGCUUUUAUUGAACAAGCUGAAAACAGUGCUUUGGGUGUAGCGAACCAACAUGGAAUAGCAGCUUUACGAGAUAAUCCUGAAUCAAUGGGCACCAGUUUAGAUAUGCUGCGUCGAGCAGCCGGUACACUUCUCAACCUUUCUAGACAUCCAGAUAAUAGAACUCUAUUAUUGCAACACGAAUCUCGUCUUCUAGCGCUCGUAAUGAGUCAAAUUCUUGAUCAGCAAGUUGCAGCAAUAGUCGCACGUGUGCUUUAUCAAUGUUCUCGUGGAGCUGCGUAAUAGAUUGACUAAUUAACUAGUUAAAAAAAAAAAAAACGUAAAAUUAGGAAAAAAUAUGUUUUAGUGCA